UUCCUCAUCCUUCUCUACACCAAUACAAAUAUUCCAUAACAAGAGAGAAACUGUUUUGUAGAGUGCAUUACUAGCUAGAGAGUAUUUACUAAAAAUGGGUACUGGAAAUGCCAGGAUUUUCAUUUUAUUCGGUCUUUUGUUUGCUGUUGUGACACUAAUCUCUUCUGAGGUUUCAGCUGCUAAGGAUUUAGCUGCAAAAACAACAGAAGAAGAGACAGCUGAGAAAAAUGGUCUGCAAGAUGCCAAGUACGGAGGAAACGGUGGUUACCCAGGUAACGGAGGGUAUCAAGGUGGCGGUGGAUACCCUGGUAACGGUGGGUAUCAAGGUGGGGGUGGAUAUCCAGGUAAUGGAGGCGGGUACCGUAAUGGAGGUGGAUACCAAGGUGGUGGCGGACGCAAUGGGGGUGGGUACCGUAAUGGAGGUGGGCGUGGUGGUGGUGGAUACAGAUGCCGACAUGGUUGUUGUGACCGUGGUGGGUACUACAGAGGAGGUUGCUACAACUGUUGCUAUUCUGCUGCUCAAGCCAAAGCCUUUGCUGCUGAAACUACCACCGUCAAUAAUCUCAAGCCUUAAAUAUAAAUCUAGCUACUAUAUGUAUUGAUAAUAAUCUCAAGUCUUAGAGAUUAGCCUACCAUACGUAUCUUUGAUAAAUAUGUAUUUUCAGUGUGAUGUGUCCUUGCUGAAUAGUGUGAUGCUAGUUUGAAAGUCACUAGAUCGACCCAAAGAUCAAAAUAAAGAAAUGAUUUCUUGAUUAUUAC
This is a messenger RNA of Papaver somniferum (opium poppy), 759 nucleotides long. RefSeq names its product glycine-rich protein 3-like. Bases 95 to 574 code for a protein of 159 amino acids. The transcript is spliced from 2 exons. Lineage: Eukaryota; Viridiplantae; Streptophyta; Magnoliopsida; Ranunculales; Papaveraceae. The record is from RefSeq and is a predicted model, not a curated record.